UGGUUACAUUUCUGGAACAGAAGAUUUUACGGAAAAAACUUCGGGGCUGCAAAGUUCUGAAGGCCAGAAGUCUGAAAGGAAGGUACCAGCAGGGCCAUGCUGUCUCAGAACCCUGGAGGGUCUAUGGAGUCCCUGUUCCCCAACCAGGCUAAGCUUCCCUGAACACCCAACCGUGCCUGUGAAUAUGAACCACAGCCUUCGGAAGGAAAGAAAGACCAUGGAACAUUGCAUCUGUAAGCUAAAAAAGCUGAGUGAAGACAGUUUGACUAAGCAGCCUGAAGAAGUUUUUGAUGUCUUAGAGAAGCUUGGAGAAGGGUCUUAUGGAAGUGUUUUUAAAGCAAUACAUAAAGAAUCUGGCCAAGUUGUUGCGAUUAAACAAGUACCUGUUGAGUCUGAUCUUCAGGAAAUCAUCAAAGAAAUUUCCAUAAUGCAACAGUGUGACAGCCCAUAUGUUGUAAAGUACUAUGGCAGUUACUUUAAGAACACAGACCUCUGGAUUGUUAUGGAGUACUGUGGAGCUGGCUCUGUCUCAGACAUAAUUAGAUUACGAAACAAGACAUUAACAGAAGAUGAAAUUGCAACCAUUCUAAAAUCUACAUUGAAAGGAUUAGAAUAUUUGCACUUCAUGAGAAAAAUACAUAGAGAUAUAAAAGCUGGAAAUAUUCUCCUCAAUACAGAAGGACAUGCAAAACUGGCAGAUUUUGGAGUGGCUGGUCAGUUAACAGAUACAAUGGCAAAACGAAAUACUGUGAUAGGAACUCCAUUUUGGAUGGCUCCUGAGGUAAUUCAAGAAAUAGGCUAUAACUGCGUGGCUGACAUCUGGUCGCUUGGCAUUACUUCUAUAGAAAUGGCUGAAGGAAAACCUCCUUAUGCUGAUAUACAUCCAAUGAGGGCUAUUUUUAUGAUUCCCACAAAUCCACCACCAACAUUCAGGAAGCCUGAACUUUGGUCUGAUGAUUUCACCGAUUUUGUUAAAAAGUGUUUAGUGAAGAAUCCUGAACAAAGAGCUACUGCAACACAACUUUUACAACAUCCUUUCAUCAAGAAUGCAAAACCUGUAUCAAUAUUAAGAGAUCUUAUCACAGAAGCUAUGGAGAUCAAAGCUAAAAGACAUGAAGAACAGCAGCGAGAAUUAGAAGAGGAAGAGGAAAAUUCGGAUGAAGAUGAGCUGGAUUCUCACACCAUGGUGAAGACUAGUUCAGAAAGUGUAAGCACAAUGCGGGCCACAAGCACAAUGAGUGAAGGGGCCCAGACUAUGAUUGAACAUAACAGCACAAUGCUAGAAUCUGACUUGGGGACCAUGGUUAUAAACAGUGAGGAUGAGGAGGAAGAAGAUGGAACUAUGAAACGAAACACAACUUCACCACAAGUACAAAGACCGUCUUUCAUGGACUACUUUGAUAAGCAGGAUUUCAAGAAUAAGAGUCAUGAAAACUGUAAUCAGAAUGUGCAUGAGCCCUUCCCUAUGUCCAAAAAUGUUUUUCCUGAUAACUGGAAAGUUCCUCAAGAUGGAGACUUUGACUUUUUAAAAAAUCUAAGUUUAGAAGAACUACAGAUGAGGUUAAAAGCACUGGACCCCAUGAUGGAACGUGAAAUAGAAGAACUUCGUCAAAGAUACACUGCGAAAAGACAACCCAUUCUGGAUGCAAUGGAUGCAAAGAAGAGAAGGCAGCAAAACUUUUGAGUCUGAUUUCUUCUUUUAAUACCUACUCUGGAGACCAAGAAACCACUAAGAAUUAAAGGAAUAUUGUGAUUUUUUUUUUUAAUCCCUGGGAUUUAUACUCUAUCAUUAGGCAAAGGUCAAAAACUAAUGAUCAAACAUGCUUAGGUAAAUUCCCAAAAGGCAGAAUUUACAAUUGUAUCCACUAUAUUUUCAUUUUUAUUUGGGAACAAAAGAAAUGUGUUCUCUUUUUCUGUCAGCUGAAGACCAUUCUAAAACGAAGGCUAUAUUUAGAGACCUUAAAGAUCCAAAGCUAUUGUUUAAUUGUAUAGCACUGAUGGGCUUUAUGUCACAAUAUUCUUUAUUCCUAUUUGGAAGCCUAUUUAUUGUAUUCCCUUAGGUAGAUUUAUUUAUUUAUGCUAUUUCACCUUUAUUUUGUUUUUUGAAGACAAAAUCAAACAGCUUUGGUGAAGGUAGG
Messenger RNA from Fukomys damarensis (Damara mole-rat), 2138 nucleotides. It is a transcript of the gene Stk3, whose product is annotated as serine/threonine kinase 3. The record is from RefSeq and is a predicted model, not a curated record. Gene Ontology annotation, cellular component: cytoplasm. NCBI's taxonomy places the organism in Eukaryota, Metazoa, Chordata, Mammalia, Rodentia, Bathyergidae. Gene Ontology annotation, molecular function: protein serine/threonine kinase activity; ATP binding. Gene Ontology annotation, biological process: intracellular signal transduction; regulation of MAPK cascade; protein tetramerization. The transcript is spliced from 13 exons. The coding region runs from base 185 to 1684 and encodes 499 amino acids.